UAUUUGUGUGUGUGUGUGUGUGGUUUGCUAAAACAGAGCAUGGGGGUGUUCUCUAGUGGAAUGGCCUCCUUACAGGAGUUGAGAGUCUGUCUGUAAUCCUGAGUCCCUCAACUGGCGUAACUGCAACACUGCUACUGAAGACGGAGCAUGCACCAUGGCUAAAGGGAAGGGCAGAGCCAAGGGGAAGACGGUGACCCUGAAGAUGGCCAAGAACGCCAUGAGGGUGACGCCGGAUGGCCGCACUCGCCUGGACCUCAGCAACACAGGCAUUGACACCUUCCCCAAGUGCCUCCUCAAGCUUGCCGACACCCUAGACGAACUGGACCUGAGCCGCAACCAGCUGCAGAAGCUUCCAGACUGCAUCGGGGACAUGCUGUCCCUCAAGUCUCUGGAUCUCCAUAGCAACCAGCUGGAGGCCGUUCCGAUGAGCAUCGGACAACUUGUGGAGCUGUCCCACCUCAAUCUCUCCAACAACCUCUUGACCUCCGAGGGCCUACCCCAAUCGCUGGGCUCCCUUACUGGCCUACGGAGCCUCAAUCUGGGCAUGAACAACCUGGAUAGCCUACCUGCUUCUAUGGUGGCUCUCACCAGCCUCCAGGAGCUGGGCCUGUUUGAUAACCUCCUGAGCCAUCUGCCUGAGUUUGUAAGACACCUCCCCAAUAUCAGCAAGAUCAACACCAAGAGAAACCCCCUGUCUAGCAACCAGGGGGCCGGGGGACUGGGGGCCAGGGGGGAGCUCAGUCUAUACCUGGCCAACGAAGCCAGUCUGUGUAAAAACUGUGUGGCGAGGUGCAGGGAGGAGAGGGACAGGAAGAUGGAGAAGAAGAAAGGAGGAGGAGACGAGGAGAACAGGAGGCCGUUCUCAGGGCUCAUCACGCCCAACUCUGUGGCACAGCUUAAUCAGGAGGCGUGGAGGUGAGGAGAGGACGGAGGAGCUAGCCAAUCAAUGGCCAGGGAAGGAUGCAACAAAUUUUGUUUGAGACGCUGCUGUUUAUUCUCAUCAUAAUCUCAAAUACCAAUUAGACAGACGACACACACACAGUGGAAGCGUGUAUUCAACCCAACAACAUUGAACUGUUUCUUUUUGUGAUCAUUUUGUGAUAAUGACCGUUUACCAUGUU
Osmerus eperlanus (European smelt) is the source of this 1121-nucleotide messenger RNA. RefSeq names its product leucine rich repeat containing 18a (gene lrrc18a). The record is from RefSeq and is a predicted model, not a curated record. The transcript is spliced from 2 exons. Lineage: Eukaryota; Metazoa; Chordata; Actinopteri; Osmeriformes; Osmeridae. The coding region runs from base 155 to 919 and encodes 254 amino acids. Gene Ontology annotation, molecular function: protein binding.